This is a messenger RNA of Micropterus salmoides (largemouth bass), 1028 nucleotides long. RefSeq names its product regulator of G-protein signaling 5. NCBI's taxonomy places the organism in Eukaryota, Metazoa, Chordata, Actinopteri, Centrarchiformes, Centrarchidae. The coding region runs from base 285 to 761 and encodes 158 amino acids. The transcript is spliced from 6 exons. The record is from RefSeq and is a predicted model, not a curated record.
GGAAGCAGGAAGCCACAGAGAAACUCAGUCAGAUCCUCAGUGUGGAGGACGGACUGCUGCUGCAUGCAUGCUGGGACACGCUAUGAACGCAGUCUAUGGCUACCCGUCUCUACACCUGCUGGCCCGAGGGGAGUAGAUUGACAGAUCAGAGAGCAAACAGGUAGACUAUAUAAGAACAGCACACUGUAGUUUGGGAGGCUGUCUGGAAGACUCAGAAAAAAUUGUUGACUGUGUCAAAGAGUGUUAAUUUUCCCUUUGCCGGUUUCCUCAAACGACAUACCUCAAUGUGUAAGGGCCUCUCCUCCCUGCCCUCCUCAUGCCUGGAAAAGGCAAAGGAGAUGCGGGUGAAGUUAGGCCAUCUGGCUGAGACGCACCACAAGCACAAGUUCUCGGAUGGAAAAGCUCUUCACGACCUGGAAACUCUUCUAAACAACAAAAGUGGUCUGCAGGCGUUUCGCAGGUUCCUGCAUUCAGAGUUCAGUGAGGAGAACCUCGGGUUCUGGCUGGCCUGUGAGGACUACAGGGUUUCUCCCUCCAAGACCAAGGCCGGCAUCAUCUACAGUCAGUUUAUCAACCCUGACGCCCCGCAGGAGGUAAACCUGGAUGCUGAAACCCGGGAGGCUCUGUUGAGCGUGAUGGACUCUCUGUGUGCCGACACAUUCACCAUGGCACAGCAGAGGAUCUACAGUUUGAUGGCCAAAGACUCCUUCCCCAGGUUCCUGCGCUCCGCUCACUGCAUGGAGGCCAUUAAGGCUUUCUGAACACACACAGUUUACUACCAAAGACCUGCUUUAGAAAUAAGUGCUGAUGAAUCCGCAUUGCUUGACAUGUUGAUUGUAUUUCACUAGUUAUUUUAACAACUAGCUAGAUUUGUGAUUGUUUUCCAUUUGGUAGUGCUGUCCUUGUGCACUGUAAGCGUAAUGCAUGUUUUUUUUGUUUGACACAGUUUUAGAAAUGUAGAUGUAACUAGUAUUACCUCUGAACUGUGUUACAUCCACAAAGGAUUUAAAUAAAUACCUCAUAACAGA